Molecule: messenger RNA, 5255 nt
Organism: Oncorhynchus tshawytscha (Chinook salmon)
Lineage: Eukaryota; Metazoa; Chordata; Actinopteri; Salmoniformes; Salmonidae
Product: homeobox protein SIX5
Exons: 3
Coding region: 289-3129 (946 amino acids)
Biological process (GO): regulation of transcription by RNA polymerase II
Cellular component (GO): transcription regulator complex; nucleus
Molecular function (GO): RNA polymerase II cis-regulatory region sequence-specific DNA binding; DNA-binding transcription factor activity, RNA polymerase II-specific
Source: RefSeq, a predicted model, not a curated record
UAGGCCUAUUUAGUACAAUCUGAUAACAACAUCAGAUUGUCAACAAAAUAAUGUGGAUGUUCAAUCUUGAAUUAAGCAAUAACACAUUUAUCUACCAGUAGCCUAAUAAAAAAGGUAUUGAACAGGCAGUGCUAUAAUGAAUCUUCGAAUGGGAGAUUGACGAGGUUAGGGGCGUGUGUGACGCGUGUAGCUGUGGCAGACACUCGUCCACCGAGAAGAGAAGAGAAGAGAGAGAGAGAGCGUGCAGGGGAGGGAGGAGGAACUAAAAGAAAAAAGUUCAAACUAAAAAUGGCUUCCUUGUCUUUGGAGUCUGCAGAACAAUCCGAGAAUAGCACGGAGGAGUCUACCCAAGAGGCCGCUCUGGUAAAAGAGGAGACGGAUCCGGAUGAAGUUUCAGAACAAUUGCUCAAAACUUUCCAGAACUCCGCGCUCAGCUUUUCGACAGAUCAAGUAGCAUGUCUGUGCGAAGCCCUUCUACAGGCGGGCAAUGUGGAUCGCCUGUGGAGAUUCCUAUCAACCAUCCCUCCUUCGGCGGAGCUGCUACGUGGCAACGAGACGCUGCUCAAGGCCCAGGCACUGGUCGCUUUCCACCGGGAAGAAUUCAAGGAGCUGUACGCAAUAUUGGAAAGCCACGACUUCCACCCCAGCAACCAUGGGUUCCUGCAGGACCUCUACUUGCAGGCGCGCUACAAGGAGGCGGAGAGGUCCCGAGGUCGUAGCCUGGGCGCCGUGGACAAGUAUCGGCUUCGGAAGAAGUUUCCCCUGCCGAAAACAAUCUGGGAUGGAGAGGAGACUGUGUAUUGUUUCAAAGAGAAGUCUCGCAAUGCACUGAAAGAAUGUUACAAAGGCAACAGGUAUCCCACUCCAGACGAGAAGAAAAACUUGGCCAAAGUGACUGGACUCUCCCUCACGCAAGUUAGCAAUUGGUUCAAGAACCGACGGCAGAGAGACCGAACCCCGUCCGGUACCAACAGCAAAAGUGAGUCCGAUGGUAACCACAGCACAGAUGAUGAGGGUGAUGACAUCUCAGACAAACCAGAGGACAUUGUGGGCUCCACAGCCUCCAUCUCCCUCUCUGGCACCCCCUGCAGCACUGGAGGCCAGCUCUUCCUCAACGGGGCAGGUGGGUUCCUCACCGCCUCCCACCCCUUACUCAUCAACGGUGGCUCCUUGAUCUCCGGGGCAGGGGGUGGCGUCAUCAUCAACGGGCUGACCCUGAGCGAUGGUCACACGGUUACCCUCAGCCCCAUAUCGGCUAACUCACCUCUGCUCUUCAAUGGAGCGCAGGUCAUAUCCAAGAGCAGUGAGGAUAUGGGUCUUGAGGGCCAGGGGGUUAUGGCCAUGGAGGCCCAGCCCAGCUCUGCCAUCUCCCUCCCUCUGACAGAGGAUCUUAAGACGGACAAUGUAAGCCUGACGAACCCCUCAACCAUCCCCACCCUGGACUUCAUCAAUGUCCCAGAGGGGAUGGUUCUCAAAGCUGAGGACAUCCAGACAGUCUCUGCUUCCUCCUUGUCUUCCCCCUCAACAUUCUCCCCCACCUCCCUUUCCUCCCUGGUUCUGACUCAAAAUGGCUGCCUCUCCGACACCCUCACCCUUCCGGUCUCUAUGUCCUCUCCGGGCGUCGUCAUCUCCAGCCCUGUAGUGGGCCUCCCCAGCCAGCAGGGGGAGUUUGUGGUGUUUGCCACGGCUGGUUCUCAGCUCACCCCCUCCAGCUCCAUCUGCCAGGUGGUGUCCUCCUACAGCUACUCCACCCCACAGGUAUUCUCCCUGCCUCAGGUGGUGCCCUCCAUCCAGGGUGUCCCCGUAUCCCAACUGGUCCAACACACACCUGGAGGCCAGGUGUCCCAGUGUCCCCAGUUAAUCCCUGUGUCCCCCCUCACCUCCUCUCUCCCCCAGGGCACCCUUUCCCAGUUCCAGGCCCACCAGACUCUGAACAUCGCCCCCCGCCUCGCCCAACCCCUCCCCCAGCAUCAUAGUAGUUCCUCUACGUUGGGAGAGGGAACCACCAUCCUCUCCCUUUCCCAGCUCCCCAACGGACAGCUCCCCCAGGGACUCACACUCCAGCUGGGUGAACAGACCUCAGCUACCAUCCCCACUCUGACCCAGAUCCAGUCCCCACUAGGCCAUCCUCAGAUCAUCUCUCAGUCCAAAGAGACAAUCCCAGGCCAGUUGGUUCCCCUCUCCCUGCCCCAGCUGGUGCCUGUCUCCUCCACGGGACAACUCUCCUUCCCUCAGGUGGGCCCGUCCACCCCUUCUCUAUCUGGAUCUGGUGGAGCCUUUCAGAUCCUAACCUCGGCCCCUGGAGGUGGGAUGACUCAGGGGCCCUUCAGGAUAAACCAGCUGGGACCCCUCCAGACUGUAGGCCCCCCGACCAGCAUGGCUCCUGGUGUCCAGCUCCUCAACUCUGGGGUCAUUCAGCUCCCCUCCGCCUCGCCAGGGAAUCUCCUCUAUGGUGGAAGCCCCAUCCUGAGUUACCAGAACGGCAAGCUGAUCCUAACUAUCCCAGCUGGCAUCCAGUUCGGCAGCCUGCCCAUGAAACCCGUCCCUGAGGCUUCUAACCACCACACCAACGGAGUAGGCCCUGGACUCACCCUCAACCCUGUCAGCCAACCUACACCUACCCUCCUCCCAGUGUCCACCUCCGUCCCAACGUCCAACACCCUCCAGACGUCCCCCCUCUGCUUCAUCAACUCCUCUCCGCUCUACUGCACUCCUGAGAUGGGUGUCCCCACCAACCAGCCCCUCUCCACCACCUCCCCACACACCCUGGACCUCUCUGCCACCCACACUCCUCCCAAUGCCCUCACCCCAGAGAGCAUGCUCUCCCUCAGCCCCAUGUGCAGCGGAGUGACCCCCACCACUCAGCUCUCCCACACAACCUGGAGCCCUGUCCCCCUCUCCACCUCUGCCAGCCUGACUAUGUUUGAUGUCCGUGGGAAGGGAGAUCUGCCCGAGGACCCGCCUCUGCUGGACCUACCUGGAGGCGAGGCCCUGCUACUAGGCAGCACCUCUCCAGAACAGGAUGUGGACAGGGGGUCGCCGUUGGGGGACCCAGUGGAGAUGGAUGGAGACCCCAAGAUCCUCACCCAGCUACAAUCAGUCCCUGUGGAUGAUGGGUUGGGGCUGUAAUCCAGUCCCCCAGCCCACACCACCACAAACUGUUACAGAACAAUCUGGAAGGUUUUGUUUGUCUGACCUCAGUGCUCCCCUGGCUAGGUUUGCAUUGAGGAGUGGACAGGCUUUGACUCGUAAGAGAAAGGUGCUUUGACUAAAUAAAUCCUCUGCCGAUGAUCCUUUGGAUAAACCGUCAUGGGAUAGGCUGAUUGUAUGCAACGCGGAAUGACCCGGAGGAUGGCCUUUCAUACAGGCUAGCCUAUUCCCUGAUUUGUGUUACUCAACUGUCCACUGCUUAGUCUCCACAAUUUAAGCACUCCUCUGCCUUCCAUAAGCCCAGAGCCCUUCCUGUGUCCAGUCAGAGCACAACGUUUAUUUGUAAGGACAUUCUGCUACUUUUGUGCACAGACGUCCGUUUCAGCCAAGACUAUUUGUACUACAAGGGAAUGAAUGCCUUGGGUUUUAUAUGUGGUGUUGGUUGAGCAGUAUGCCACGGCCAGGCUCUGUCUUAAGUCUCUAAACACAGUCAAAUGCAGUCCUGUUGAGUUGCUGGUUCUGCAUGGCUGCUCACUCUAGUGCUUGGUGUAGUUUUGAGUGCUGCCGAGUAUUGCACGGUUUGGCCUCGGUGAAGGCUACAGAGUGGACUGACAGUGACACCAGAGACCCCGGACUUCUAGCAUUGAGAUGGACUGUGUACCCCUCUCUGUCAAAACUGGUCAGCAGUGUCACCGCAUCAAGGGCGCCGGCUCAUUUAACGACAUUUUGGUAUAAAUGCUAAGCGCUAUCGCAUCUGAGGUAUGUAGGAGGAAAUGGGAGUCCCCUGAGAUUUCUUUGUUCGUUUUUUGUUUUUUUUACUCUAUGCAAUCAAUGCAUGUUCCUCGUGUAAAUAUGACCAUGUGACACAUGACAUGUAUUACAAGCAGUAUGUAAGCAAGUCUAAUUGGGAUAGACGAAGCUUUUAUUAAAGACCGCCUUUUUUUUAUACACUAUGAAAUCUCAUGCGCGUGCACUACAAAACGCCUGAUCACAUUGUUGGAUAUUUCCAGUUGAAUGCGCCACAAUCGUACACUACAUUGUAUAUUGCGUCUAUGAAUGACAAAAAAAAAAAAUUGUGUUCUUAUAUUACUUGUAUGGGUUUGAUCUAGACCUAGUAAGUGCCUUAUUAUCCAGUUGCUGAGGUUGGCGGGCCAGUUUUCUUGCCUUUUAUCUUCAGUGAAGAAUGUGUUCUACUCUUCACAAAAUGUAAGCACCAUUGAUACAAGCUACUUCCCACAUUGGUGUUGAAUGUGAGUUUUGUGAUCACCCUUAACCCUCUUGAACUCCAGAGAAACGUAAUCUAGUACUCCGUUGCGCGGCAGUUGCUCGUUUAGCGUGACUUAACGCCUACCAUGACAUAAUAACCAUUGAGAUCUCCCUCCUCACUGUACGUUUUGCACAUUUUCAUCCUUGUCAUGUUUUACGUCUUUGGCGAUGGCCAAAUUCUAUUCUGAAAACCUGCUGCCUUUGCUCUGUACUUGACUAAUUGCGCUCACUGUUCUGAAAGGGGACGGGAUAGGUCGAAUGAGCUGGUUAAGUUUCAGGCAGCCUCUGUCUAUCCUGAUAUCAGCAACAGUGAGUCAUGAAGCCCUGAGAGCAGGCGACAGGACUCCUAGAAUGGAAUGCUAUCCAGCGAGACGUGGUGCAGAAGUGGUGCAGAAGUUCUCGCCAUAAACUUUCAAAUACUCACCAUCUCUCCAUAACCACAGCACAAAUAGCAAUUAGUUCUCUGGCCAACGGUACAACACUACUCUUCAGUGUCACUCCCAACUGUAUGUUUUUGUUUCUUGUGUAUUUAAAGCAUGUAUCAAUCAUUUUCUAGUAGUAGCUUUGAAUGAAAAAAACGAGCCGUCCAUGAGGAAAUUGGACAAAGUUUAAAAGCAUCAAUGGACCUUCCCAGGGGCUGGCUGGUUGUACAGUCUCAAUGUGUACAGUCGUGGCCAAAAGUUGAGAGAAUGACACGCAUAUUAAUUUUCACCAGGUUUGCUGCUUCAGUGUCUUUUAGAUAUUUUUGUCAGAUGUUACUAUGGAAUACUGAAGUAUAAUUACAAGCAUUUCAUAAGUGUCAAAGGCUUUUAUUGACAAUUACAUGCAGUUGAUGCAAA